This is a messenger RNA of Zea mays, 718 nucleotides long. RefSeq lists its product as uncharacterized. NCBI's taxonomy places the organism in Eukaryota, Viridiplantae, Streptophyta, Magnoliopsida, Poales, Poaceae. The record is from RefSeq and is marked provisional. Gene Ontology annotation, biological process: regulation of timing of transition from vegetative to reproductive phase; regulation of flower development; vegetative to reproductive phase transition of meristem.
CUAGCCAGCAGCAGGUAGUACCUUGGCCAAACGACUUAGCUAUCAAGCUCGACCGAAGCUAAGCUACCAAGCUAGUAGCCUUCUUGGUCACGUACCGGCCGUUGUUGAUUGCAGCGGUCAAGCACACACAAGCUAGGCAGCUAGCUAGCUAGAGCUAGGGUCGUCGGAUAGAUCGACAUGGCCGGCAGGGACAGGGAGCCGCUGGUGGUUGGUAGGGUGGUCGGCGACGUGCUGGACCCCUUCGUCCGGACCACCAACCUCAGGGUCAGCUACGGGGCCAGGACCGUGUCCAACGGCUGCGAGCUCAAGCCGUCCAUGGUGGUGCACCAGCCCAGGGUCGAGGUCGGGGGACCUGACAUGAGGACCUUCUACACCCUCGUGAUGGUGGACCCGGAUGCUCCGAGCCCAAGCGACCCGAACCUUAGGGAGUACCUACACUGGCUGGUGACGGAUAUUCCGGGAACUACUGGGGCAGCAUUUGGGCAAGAGGUGAUCUGCUACGAGAGCCCUCGGCCGACCAUGGGGAUCCACCGCUUCGUGCUGGUGCUGUUCCAGCAGCUGGGGCGGCAGACGGUGUACGCCCCGGGCUGGCGCCAGAACUUCAACACCAGGGACUUCGCCGAGCUCUACAACCUGGGCCCGCCCGUCGCCGCCGUCUACUUCAACUGCCAGCGUGAGGCCGGCUCUGGGGGCAGGAGGAUGUACUCGUGAUCGGAUG